Drosophila virilis is the source of this 2150-nucleotide messenger RNA. It is a transcript of the gene bs, whose product is annotated as serum response factor blistered. The record is from RefSeq and is a predicted model, not a curated record. Gene Ontology annotation, biological process: positive regulation of transcription by RNA polymerase II. NCBI's taxonomy places the organism in Eukaryota, Metazoa, Arthropoda, Insecta, Diptera, Drosophilidae. Gene Ontology annotation, molecular function: protein dimerization activity; DNA-binding transcription factor activity, RNA polymerase II-specific; RNA polymerase II cis-regulatory region sequence-specific DNA binding.
UCUUGUGUGCUUGCGCCGCGUGUGUGUGUGCGUGCGUGUGCUGCAAACCGAAAGUUUCGUGAAUUAAUUGUUAAUAAUAAUACAAAUAUAUUAUUCAUAUAUUAUUGUUAUUAAUAACAAGCUGCAGCGCGUGCAGCAAACGGCGUUCGUGUUAAUAACUGCAGCGCCAGCAACGGCAAGCUGCGCAAACAGCUGACGGCGGCGGCAGCGACGGCGGCGGCCACAACAACAACACUGCGCGCUCGUGUGUGUGUGUGUGUGUUUGUGUGCACUUGUGUGCGUGCGUGUGUUUGUGCGUUCUUAGUGUUUAUUUUUGGAAUUAAAAAGCUAGCAGCCGAUUUGUGAGGCAAAACUAAAGCUAAAGCUAAAACCUAAAAUCGAAUCAAACAAAAAAAAGUGUGCCGCAGCGGCAAUAAUAGACGCGCGUGGUGCCUUGGAUUUAUUGUACGGCUCCACGGUGGAUAACUUUUACCUGAGAAUGGAUCCCACGCGCGGUGACGCGCGCUAUAACAUAAACUACUCAAUGAGUAGUAUAGGCUUAAGUCUGGCCGAUCAGGCCGACAUGUAUGGCAAUCCCGCGGUGGCAGCGCUUGGCGGUCGCCCACCCAGCGGCGGUUUGCUCCAAAGCAUGGGCGGCGGCGGCGGCGGUGGCGCGGGCCUAGCCAUGCAGCGUCCCAAUCCCGCGGCGGUGGCAGCAGCGGCGGCGCAGCAGCAACAGCAACAGUGCCAAACGCUGGGCAACAGCCAAACGCACAGUCCGCAGCAUCAGCAGCAGCAACAGCAGCAGCAGCAGCAACAGCAGCAACAACAACAGCAGCAACAGCAGCAGCAACAACAGGCGCGCGGCUUAAAGCGCAGCGGCAGCGACUGCUACGAGGAUCAUCGGUCAAGCGGCGGCAUGACGCUUCAGGGUCUGGACAGCUGCGCCGCUGGCAGCGUCGCCAGCGGCGGCGUUGACGUCGACGGCGUCGAUAGCUACAACGCGCUGCCCAAUAAGAAAUCACCGCCCGCCAAUGGCAAAAAGACAAAGGGACGCGUCAAAAUCAAAAUGGAGUACAUCGACAACAAGCUGCGCCGCUACACGACCUUCUCCAAGCGCAAAACGGGCAUCAUGAAGAAGGCCUACGAGCUGUCGACGCUGACUGGUACCCAGGUGAUGCUGCUGGUGGCCAGCGAGACGGGUCACGUCUACACAUUUGCCACGCGCAAGCUGCAGCCGAUGAUAACGUCGGAGGCGGGCAAACAGCUGAUACAGACGUGCCUCAAUUCGCCGGAUCCGCCAAGCGUUGGCGGCGGAGAUCAGCGCAUGUCCGCGACGGGCUUCGAGGAGACGGAGCUGAGCUACAACAUCGCCGACGAGGACUCCAAAGAUGAGCGUUCGCCAACAUCGUCGGGCAACGAAUCGGAUGAUUCUUCGGAUGUGGAAAUGCCAAUGCCGAUGGAUGCCGACGCAGCCAAGUCAGCGCCUCAGGAGCUCAAGGCAGAGACAGCAGCAGCAGCAGGGUCGGCCGCUUGCAGCAAACCAAUGCCAGCAGCUUUGAGCUAUCAGACUGAGACUGGACCCUCGACGUCCACGGCAGCAACAACAGCAGCAGCAGCAGCAGCAUCGGCAGCAACAGCAGCACCUGAUAGCAAAUAUGUUUAUCCGGCCACUUCAUUUGCCAAUAUACCGCCGGACAUGUUGCGCCAGCUAAUACAAUCGGGUCAAUUGCAGGUGCAUGCCGAAGAAGAUGGCAACCAGUAUGUUACCAUACCGCUGAGCUCUACAGUGGCCAGCUACAUUAAAGGCAAGUCCACGCCAGCGGCUGCAACUGUCACCAGCGCCAAUCCGAAGUCUGAGAAAAGUGCCGAGAAAACUUUAUCCAUCAAACAGGAAUAUGAUUAACCGUUCUUCAAUGCGCUGAAGCGGCAUAAAUGGAGAUUGCUUUUAUGACAACAAAUUGAAAAUAUUAUAAAUCCAUAUCUAAUCAUGCAAUCCAAGACAAAAUACACACACAUCUACACAAGCCCAAACACACGCACACUCACUCACACACUCACAUAUGCACACAAGUCUAACCAUAGUAUACACGCGUCUCUUAUAAUAAUGUUGGUCAAAAGCUGAUCAUACAUAUACACCCAGUCAUAUAACUAUAUACGUAUAUAUCAAA